This is a messenger RNA of Penicilliopsis zonata CBS 506.65, 289 nucleotides long. RefSeq lists its product as hypothetical. NCBI's taxonomy places the organism in Eukaryota, Fungi, Ascomycota, Eurotiomycetes, Eurotiales, Aspergillaceae. The transcript has a single exon. The record is from RefSeq and is a predicted model, not a curated record. Bases 93 to 254 code for a protein of 53 amino acids.
CAGAAUCGUUGAGAACACUGAAGAGUGAAGUCUGACACCUGAAACGGUACUCCCCUUCAAAGCUACAGUCCCGGUUUCUGAAGACAGACGGCAUGGGUUCAAUAAAAAUGAGCCAGAUGUCUCAGGAAGCAGGAGAAUACCCAGACAUUAUCGACCUGAUAAGUCUUGCCUGGACUCGAUCACUCCUGCUCUACGAAACAUGUCCAUCAGACGGAUGGAUGGCCUACACUCAUCCAGAACACUCGUUCAAAUGACGAUGAUGAACGUCUUCCGCGAUGAGUUAUGCAGA